Molecule: messenger RNA, 1024 nt
Organism: Exophiala viscosa
Lineage: Eukaryota; Fungi; Ascomycota; Eurotiomycetes; Chaetothyriales; Herpotrichiellaceae
Product: short chain dehydrogenase-like protein
Exons: 5
Coding region: 1-906 (301 amino acids)
Source: RefSeq, a predicted model, not a curated record
AUGGACGCAGAAUCCCUCGAAUACACUAUACCUUUCCAGUUGACCAAGACAAUUCGCCGUGAUCCCUACGACGCCCUCCAAGGGAUCUCGGCUGCUGGGAAGAUCAUCGUUAUCACGGGUGGUGGUACCGGCAUCGGAGCCGCAGCCGCUCUAGUCUGGGCUCGUGCAGAGGCCGAAGGUGUCGUCGUUGCAGGUCGACGACUCGACAAACUCGAAGAGACAGUGUCUCAAGUCCGUGCUCUGAACAAUGGAAAGACCAAAGCCCUAGCAGUGCAGACUGAUCUUGUCAAAGAUGAAGACGUGCAAAAUCUGUUUGCUCAGACCAUUAAGACGUUUGGCAGAUCGCCCGACGUGGUUCUUGCCAAUGCUGGUAUGGUCGCCACAGUCCCGAUCGGUGAACAAGGUCCGGAUGACUGGUGGAAUAUUGUGGGAGUCAACUUGAAGGGCGUCUACGCCACUGCUCAUCAUUUCAUCAAAUCACAGCCCAACCCGAAAGAGCCCGUGGGCACAUUCAUCGCCGUCAACUCGGGGCUGGCUGGCCUCGUCGUCCCCGGAAUGUCCGCAUACUCCAUCUCCAAACUUGCUGGACAGCGGUUUGUCGAGUAUCUGCAAUCAGAAUAUCCUUCUUUCCGAUCGUUCUGCAUGUUCCCAGGCAUUGUGCAGACAGCGAUGGUUACUGCUACCGAAAAUCAUUUCGCCAAGUAUGCCAAAGAUCAUCCGGAUCUUACAGGACUAUUAGCUCUGUACUUGUCGACUGCCCGGGCAGACUUCUUGAAGGGUGGGCUUACCAGUAUUAACUGGGACGUGGAAGAGAUGGAGGGUCAUCAAGACGAAAUUACAAAGCAAAAGUUGCUGCAGAUCAAAUGGAUACCUCUCCUGCCGGCUAGUGGUGGUCAGGGGUUUUAGCCGGGAUCAUUCAUUAUAGGCUUGGGCAUCUAGGUUCAUCUACUUUUUAAGGGUCCGGGGUCUCCGGGGUCUCCGGGGUCACACGUGUAUUGACGCCUAUUACAUUGACAUGACGUCU